AAUGGCUGAAGUUGGACGUGAAGAUGUGGAGUGUGAUGUCUGCACUGAUGGAGAACGCAAUGCUGUCAAGUCCUGUCUGGUGUGUCUGGUCUCUUACUGUGAAUCUCACCUCGAACUUCACAAUGAACUCAACCCAGGAGAUAGACACCAGCUGACCGAUGCCACUAGAAACCUGCAGGAGAAGGUCUGCUCUCAUCAUAACAAAUUGCUGGAGAUUUACUGUCGUACUGAUCAGCAGUGUAUCUGCUAUCCAUGUACGAUGGAUGAACACAGAGGCCAUGAUAUAGUCAGAGCUGCACAAGAAAGGACUGAGAAACAGGAUAGGCUGGGGGAGACACAGAGAGAAUUCCAGCUGAAAAUCCAGGAGAGAGAGAAGGAGCUGCAGGAUCUGAGACAGGCUGUGCAGUCACUCAAGCGCUCUGCAAAAGCAGCAGUGGAGGACAGUGAGAGGAUCUUUACAAUGCUAAUCCGCUCCAUUGAGAGAAGGCGCUCUGAGGUGAAAGAGCUGAUCAGAGAUCAGGAGAAGGCUGAAGUGAGUCGGGCUGAAGGACUCCUGGAGCGACUGGAGCAGGAGAUUGCUGAGCUGAGGAGGAGAGAUGCUAAGAUGGAGCAGCUUUCACACACAGAGGAUCACAUCCAUUUCCUCCAGAGCUGUGAGUCUCUCUGUGCCCCUGUUGGACCUGAAGACUUUCCCAGCAUCACUGUCAGUCCACUCGUCUCUUUCGAGGCUGUGAGGAAAUCUGUCUCUGAACUGAAAGCACGAACAGAGGACGUCUGGAAGGAGGAAUUAGUCAAAAUCUCUCCAACAGUGAAAAACGUCCAUAUUCUAGAGCCCAGGACCAGAGAGGACUUCCUACAAUAUUCCUGUCAGCUCACACUGGAUCCCAACACUGCACACAAAAACCUCUGGCUGUCUGAGGGGAAUAGAAGGGUGGCCCAUGUGGGCAUGAUCCAGUCAUAUCCUGAUCAUCAAGAGAGAUUUGAGCACAAAGCCCAAGUGCUGUGCAGAGAGGGUCUGUCUGGAUGCUGUUACUGGGAGGUUGAGAGGAGUGGGGGUGGGGUUUUUAUAGCAGUGUCAUAUAAAGAAAUCUGCAGGAGUGGAGGCAGUAAUGACUGCACUCUGGGAUAUAAUAACAAGUCCUGGAGUUUGCGCUGCUCGACCUCCAGUUACUCUUUCUGGCACAAUAAUGAGCUUACUGAAAUCUCUGUUCCCCCCUCCUCUAGAAUAGGAGUGUACCUGGAUCACAGGGCAGGAACUCUGUCCUUCUACAGUGUCUCUGACACAAUGACCCUCCUGCACAGAGUCCAGACCACAUUCACUCAGCCCCUCUAUCCUGGGUUUCAGGUUGAUUUUGGAUCCUCUGUAAAGCUGUGUUAUCUGGGAUGAGGCAGGGAGUGAAGGGACAAUUAACUGUAAUUAAAGAGAGGGAAAAACUGAAAAUUAAUUUAAUGAAUGAAACAAGGAAAUGAAUUAAUUAAAUAAAAAUAAAGGGCAGCUCAGUGCUGUACAGUUUGAAAUGGCGCAAAAUUUUCAGCCCACCCCUACAUGACCCCGCCUUCUUUCAGCCCAACCCUACAUGACCCCGCCUUCUUUCAGCCCAACCCUACAUGACCCCGCCUUCAUUUCAGCCCACCCCUACAUGAUCCCGCCUUCUUUUCAGCCCAACCCUACAUGACCCCGCCUACUUUUCAGCCCAACCCUACAUGACCCCGCCUUCUUUCAGCCCAACCCUACAUGACCCCGCCUUCAUUUCAGCCCAACCCUACAUGACCCCGCCUUCUUUUCAGCCCAACCCUACAUGACCCCGCCUACUUUUCAGCCCAACCCUACAUGACCCCGCCUUCUUUCAGCCCAACCCUACAUGACCCCGCCUUCUUUUCAGCCCAACCCUACAUGACCCCGCCUACUUUUCAGCCCAACCCUACAUGACCCCGCCUUCUUUUCAGCCCAACCCUACAUGACCCCGCCUACUUUUCAGCCCAACCCUACAUGACCCCGCCUACUUUUAAGCCCAACCCUACAUGACCCCGCCUUCUUUCAGCCCAACCCUACAUGACCCCGCCUUCUUUUCAGCCCAACCCUACAUGACCCCGCCUACUUUUCAGCCCAACCCUACAUGACCCCGCCUUCUUUCAGUCCAACCCUACAUGACCCCGCCUUCUUUUCAGCCCACCCGCUUUAUUAGCAAAAUACUCUGCACAUGUCUGGUUUUUUUUUUACAAAGAGUGCCUAUUUUUACUGUUAUUGUGCUUUUGAGUUUUAGAUAAAUGUAUUCAUGUUCAUUUAAAAAUGGAUAAUUCCUUAUUAGUCAUGACGUUGAAAUUUUGUUUACAAUUUUGUUAACAAUUUUUAUCAUAGAUGAUUUUUCUUAAUGGAUUUUUAACUUUUAAAGGAAUGUGUUUUAGUCAUUUUGGAAAUUUAAAACCAAUAAAGACAAGUGUAAUGCUUGCACUCCAAUAUUACAGUCGGCUCCAUAAUGUUCGGGGCAAAGACAUACUUGACAAAGAACUUGCUCUGUAUUCCACUGUUUUAGAUUUGUAAUCAGCGUAUUCACGUGUGGUUAAACUGCAGAUUCUCAGCUUUUAUUAAAGGGUAUUUUAUGCAUUUUGGCUUCACCAUGCCACACAUUACCGUGUGUGGGAUAUGUCAGAGCAUCAUGGUAAUGGCGUUUAUAUGGAGGUGCUGCUGUAAAAUCAUUAAGACUUUUUGGGUUUUAUGGCUGUUGUUGUUUUGCAUUAUACUGGGCUGUGUUGGGUUCUACAUGCUGUGAUUGUUUACAAGAGGAAUGAAAUAAACAAAUGGUUGGGGUCUGUG
Molecule: messenger RNA, 2815 nt
Organism: Anguilla anguilla (European eel)
Lineage: Eukaryota; Metazoa; Chordata; Actinopteri; Anguilliformes; Anguillidae
Product: tripartite motif-containing protein 16-like
Exons: 6
Coding region: 2-1387 (461 amino acids)
Molecular function (GO): protein binding; zinc ion binding
Source: RefSeq, a predicted model, not a curated record